This is a messenger RNA of Cladocopium goreaui, 435 nucleotides long. Lineage: Eukaryota; Dinophyceae; Suessiales; Symbiodiniaceae. The record is from the annotation of a GenBank genome assembly.
AUGUCAGGCAUCGGUGGGACCAUCGUGGAUAAGCCAAUGGUGAGAAAGGAAAAAGAUGAAUUGGCAGGAAAGUUCAGGUUUGGCAAAACCAUUUUGAUUACGGAUCUCAAUUACAAGUGCCAAGCGAACUCGGGGGGAACAACGAACAUCCAGUAUGGGCUCGAUGAGAUGGGAUAUGUCGUCACGGUAGUUGACAUCAACAGCUUCAAGAGCGUGACCAGAGCCCAGAAGUUCCUCGAUGCAGUCGAGCACUUGAUCAAGAGCGUGAUGCCAAACAUUACGGCCGAGGAGAAUGGUCGACAAGUUGGCGACGAGACCGAUCUUUGUGUCACUUUGCAAAGAUCCAAGAUUUCAUGGUAUCCGAUCGGGCAUUCAGGAAGUCGUCAUCGACUCAGCCGACAUCCUGAGAAGCUUCGGAAUCAUGGUUACAACUGA